Messenger RNA from Trematomus bernacchii (emerald rockcod), 1423 nucleotides. RefSeq names its product zinc transporter ZIP1-like. Gene Ontology annotation, biological process: zinc ion transmembrane transport. Gene Ontology annotation, molecular function: zinc ion transmembrane transporter activity. The transcript has 6 exons. The coding region runs from base 402 to 1334 and encodes 310 amino acids. The record is from RefSeq and is a predicted model, not a curated record. Lineage: Eukaryota; Metazoa; Chordata; Actinopteri; Perciformes; Nototheniidae. Gene Ontology annotation, cellular component: plasma membrane.
GGAAUCACCCGGUGCUUUAUGACCAGUCCCUAUUUACCUACCGGGAUACAAACCGGAGGAGCCAGGCAUGGAGGGAGGUGGCAGAGACAGUGAAUCGUGUUUCAAGCUAUGGUUUCAAGUCAGCGUUUUAUUUUGAAACCCGGAUGCAGCGUGUUGUUGCUGAGUGUGACAGCAGCUCAGUUCAGAUCAGCUGAUGGGAACUGACUCACCUCUUCCCGGACAACAUGUCGACACAUCCAGCCAGAAAGAAGAAGAAAGAGGACUUCAUUCUUUAAUGAACUCGCGGAGGAACAGAGCGAGCGGCUGGACCCGGAUUCAGACUCCUCUGUGACUCCAUGCCCUCCUCCUCCUCCUCCUCUUCCUCCUCCUCCUCGCCGCGGUGAAGAGUAACCAGAUUAAAGAUGUCCGCUGUGGUGGGGGGGGUCUCCUCCUCCGCCCUCAGGGCUCCUGGGGGGGCUCUGGUUCUCCUGCUCUCCGUCACGCUGCUGUCUGGAUUCAGCCCACUGUGCAUCGCUCGGGGAGGGGGCUGCUGCAGCAUGGACCCACGUUUCCGGCGCAGGCUGCUCAGCCUGAUCAGCUGUUUUGCAGGAGGAGUGUUUUUGGCCACCUGUCUGCUGGAGCAGCUGCCGGACUACCUGCAGAGCAUCGAGGAGGCCUUCAGCAGCGCGGGGGUCACCCUUCAGUUCCCUCUGCCUGAGUUCAUCAUGGCGAUGGGUUUCUUCCUGGUUCUGGUUCUGGAGCAGGUCAUCCUGGCCUUUAAGGACCAGCCUCAGAUGAAGGAGUGUCGCGCUCUGCUGCCGAACUCCAGCGUCAACUCCCACCGCCACGGCGCGUCAGAGGAGUCCGGCGGCAGCCUCUUCCACGUGGACCUGAGCGCGCAGUCGGCCCUGCGCUCCUUCGUCCUGGUCUUCUCGCUGUCGCUGCACUCCGUGUUGGAGGGGCUGGCCGUGGGCCUGCAGGAGAUCUACGUGGCAAGGCAAGUUCUGACUCUGGGGCUGAUGGUCCACAAGAGCAUCAUCUCCUUCAGCCUGGCCUGCACGCUGUCACGGGGCCGGCUGCGGCUCCCCCUGGUGGCCGGCUGCCUGCUGCUGUUUGCCGCCAUGUUGCCGCUGGGCCUCGGCCUGGGCUCGGCGCUCUCGGAGACGAAGGCGCCCCGGCAGCACCGGCUGGCUCGCUGCACGCUGCAGGGUCUGGCGGCGGGAAGUUUCCUCUACAUCACCUUCAUGGAGAUCCUGCCGCACGAGCUGGGCUCCGGAGGGAACCGCAUCCCCAGGGUGGCCUCGCUGCUGGCCGGCUUCGCCUUGGUCACCGCCGUGCUCUUCAUCAAACUGUAAUCAUCCCAGGGAGUUCAGCAGGAUAAUCUCCAUAUUAACACCACUUUAUUUCUGAAGUAAGAAGCUAACACGUCACCACCGCUAAGCUA